UCAAUCAAAAAACCAAAAGUCAAAGAUACCGAACAAAAAAUUUAUUGAAAGUUGUAUUAAAAGAAAAAAGAAAGCAGAACUUCAUUCAAUUCAAUCAGAAAACAAAAGUUUCUGCUUUCUGGGCGUACCAAAGCAGAAUUAUAUGCACCAACUGAUUAUGACCAAUCAAACGGGGGCGAAUAAACCAACGGUAUUUUUUAAUCCGGUCGUCGACUACGACCUGGUGCUGACGCUCUUUCUGGAAGAAUUCAAUGGGCGCUGGAGCAAUGUGAAACCAUCACCGGAGACCGGACUCGAGGGCUAUGAGGAGUUAACCAUACUCGGCUCUGGCUCGUUCGGUCAAGUGGCCCUGUGCAAGGACAAGUCGUCGGGCGACUAUUAUGCCGUGAAACUCAUGCUGAAAGAGAAGAUCGUCAAGAUGAAGCAGGUGACACAUGUGCACAAUGAAAAAAAGGUGCUGGCUUGCAUCAAGUUCCCCUUUCUCAUUUGGCUGGAUUUCUCUCGCAAGGAUUACGAUCUGCUCUACCUAGGGUUGCCAUUUGUCAAUGGUGGCGAAUUAUUCACCUACCAUCGCAAAAUGCGCAAAUUCAAUGAGAAGCACGCCCGUUUCUACGCCUCUCAAGUGUUUCUCGCGCUGGAGUAUUUGCACUUCCUGCACCUAAUCUAUCGUGACCUGAAGCCGGAGAAUAUUAUGAUCGAUAAAAAUGGCUACAUAAAAAUAACCGACUUCGGAUUUGUUAAGAAUUUAACCAAACAGAAAGUCGAGACUCGCACCAUGACGCUGUGUGGCACUCCCGAGUACCUUGCGCCCGAGGUCAUUCAGUCGCGACCUUAUGGCUCGUGUGUGGAUUGGUGGUCCUUUGGCGUGUUCAUUUAUGAGAUGGUCAAUGGCUCGUCACCUUUCUCGCCCUUCAAUCGCGACAUAAUGGUUAUGUAUGGCAAGAUCUGUGAAGGCGAAUACAAAAUGCCACAGGGCUUCAGCUCCGAACUGAAAGACUUGAUUGAUAAUUUACUACAAGUCGAGUUGUCGAAGCGAUAUGGCAGCAUGAUUAACGGCAAUAAAGAUAUCAAAAAUCACGACUGGUUCAAGUCGAUCGAUUGGUUUUCGAUACUCAACCAGGAAAUGCCAGCACCGUAUGUACCGCAAAUCGGUCAUGCUGAGGAUCUGUCCAACUUUGAUAAGUAUCCCGAAUUUAAACGUGGACCCAAAUCGAAAACAUGUCGUUAUUGCGAGGCUUUUGCUGAUUUUUAGAUUACUACUCUCUCUCAUGAUAUAUUUUCAUUACCAAUUACUUGUUUUCGAAGCUUAUUGAUUAUUAAUUGUAAUGAAGUUAAUUGAUUAUAGAAUUUAAUAGAGAAAAUAUAUG
Zeugodacus cucurbitae (melon fly) is the source of this 1367-nucleotide messenger RNA. Its product is annotated as cAMP-dependent protein kinase catalytic subunit 2. Gene Ontology annotation, cellular component: cAMP-dependent protein kinase complex; nucleus. Gene Ontology annotation, biological process: peptidyl-serine phosphorylation. The coding region runs from base 143 to 1252 and encodes 369 amino acids. Gene Ontology annotation, molecular function: ATP binding; cAMP-dependent protein kinase activity. Lineage: Eukaryota; Metazoa; Arthropoda; Insecta; Diptera; Tephritidae. The record is from RefSeq and is a predicted model, not a curated record. The transcript has 5 exons.